CACUAUCAUCAUCACCAUCGUUCAUGAAUAUUUGCCCAUGCGUGGAUGAUGGUUGUGUGUGUUUGUUGGGGUGUUCAGGAAGCAUGUGACGCGAAUAUUUGUUUCAAUUUGUUAAAAGAAGAAUGGUGAAAGAACAGUUUCGUGAGGCUGAUGCCUCCAUGAAAAUUGGUCAAAUUCGCUUUGGGGUGUUGGAUGCCAAAGGUAUUGAGCUGUUAAGCCACAUUCACUGUGUGAGUAAGAACCUUUACCAACAGGAUUGCAUGCACAAGGCGGUUCCUUACGGUGUGCUGGACAAUAGACUGGGUACUAGUCAGAAAGAGAAAAAGUGUGAAACAUGCGCCAAAGGCCUCGCAGACUGCAUCGGUCACUAUGGAGUUGUUCAACUCGAGUUGCCAGUUUUCCACACGGGUUACUUUCGUGCAAUCCAAAACAUUUUACACUGCAUCUGCAAAACAUGUUCUCGCAUUCUUCUCCCUGUUGCUGAGAGAGGUCACUUCUUAGAAGCGCUCCACAGACAAACUUUGUCGUAUUUACAGAAGAAAGCGCUUCAUAAAAAGAUAACCGAACGUUGCCGAAAGCAGUCCAUCUGCUCCUUCUGUGGUGCCCCAAAUGGCCAAGUGAAGAAAUGUGGUCUUUUAAAGAUACUUCACGAGCCUUUCAAAUCAUCCAAGAAGAAUGACCCAAUCAUUAAGGAGUAUUUACAAGAUUUCGACUAUGCUCGGACAUACAAUCAGGAAAUUGACACUGUCUUGGGAAAAGCGACGUGCGAUAUUCUCAACCCGUUAGUCGUUCUCAAUUUAUUCAAAAGUAUCCGAGAUGAGGAUGUUCCACUGCUGGUGAUGAACACUGAAUGUGGCCGACCGGAAGACCUUAUAAUCACCCGAAUUCCAGUGCCACCACUCUGCAUAAGACCUUCCGUCGUGUCGGAGCUCAAAUCAGGCACAAACGAAGAUGACGUAACGAUGAAGCUAACGGAGAUAAUCUUCCUGAAUGACGUUAUUCAAAGGCACCGUGCAUCAGGAGCCAAGAUGCAAAUGAUAAUGGAAGACUGGGACUUUCUGCAGCUUCAGUGCGCCCUCUACAUCAACAGCGAGACGAGUGGCAUCCCGCUAAACAUGCAGCCUAAGAAACCGACUCGAGGCUUCGUUCAGCGACUUAAAGGAAAACACGGUCGCUUCAGAGGCAACCUGUCGGGCAAGAGGGUCGACUUCUCCGGGAGAACUGUCAUCUCGCCUGACCCAAACUUGCGCAUUGACCAGGUGGGUGUUCCCGAGCACGUUGCCAAAAUCCUCACUUACCCCGAACGUGUAACACCCCACAACUUAACGCUGAUGCGCCGUCUGAUACGGAAUGGAUGCGAUGUACAUCCUGGAGCCAACUUCCUGGAACAGCGUGGGAGUGGUUUUAAGCGCUACCUACGCUACGGCAAUCGAGAGCAGUUGGCACAGAACUUGCGCCUGGGAGAUGUGGUGGAACGCCAUCUCAUGGAUGGUGAUAUUGUCCUUUUUAACAGACAGCCUUCUUUGCACAAGCUGAGCAUUAUGGCACACAUUGCCAAGGUGCUUCCCCAUCGAACGUUCCGCUUCAACGAAUGCGUCUGCACACCCUACAAUGCUGACUUUGAUGGAGACGAAAUGAACCUGCACCUCCCCCAGACAGAAGAAGCACGUGCAGAGGCACUUGUACUCAUGGGCACCAAAGCAAACUUGGUCACACCUCGUAAUGGAGAGCCUCUCAUUGCAGCUAUUCAGGACUUUAUCACUGGAGGCUAUCUUAUCACUCAGAAAGAUGUCUUCUUUGACCGUGGGAAGGCUUGUCAAUUAGCGUCUUAUAUUUUGGCAGACGUCCCCAUGGCAUUGGAACUUCCUCCACCUGCCAUCCGUAAGCCCAUGGCAUUGUGGACUGGAAAGCAGGUAUUCAGCCUUAUCCUGCGUCCAAGCUCAAAGAGUCAAGUCCUGCUCAGCCUUCGUGCCAAGGGAAAAUCUUAUACAAAAGAUGAAGAGAUGUGCAUAAACGAUGCUUACGUUCUCGUACGCAACAGUCAGCUGCUUGCAGGUUCUAUGGACAAAGGAACCAUGGGAUCAGGUUCCAAGAACAAUAUUUUCUACAUCCUUCUGCGCGACUAUGGGCAACAAGCAGCCGCAGAUGCUAUGUGGCGCUUGGCGAGAAUAGCGUCCUUUUUCAUACAGAACCGAGGUUUUUCUAUCGGCAUCGGCGACGUCACUCCAGGAGCUGGACUCGUUCGUGCUAAACAGGAACUUGUCAACGCUGGCUAUAGCAAGUGUGAAGACUACAUUCAACAGUUGAAAAAUGGCAAGCUUCAAGCGCAGCCCGGAUGCAACGAAGAUGAAACGCUGGAAGCGGUGUGCCUCAAGGAACUGUCCGUCGUUCGAGACCAUGCUGGGAAGGCUUGCCUGAGGGAACUGCACAAAACAAAUAGUCCUCUCAUUAUGGCUGUGUGUGGUUCCAAAGGUUCCUUUAUCAACAUCAGUCAGAUGAUUGCGUGUGUAGGACAGCAGGCAAUCAGUGGGCACAGAGUCCCAAACGGUUUUGAAGAUCGUUCACUGCCACACUUUGGGAGACACGACCGCUCACCACAGGCGCGUGGUUUCGUCGAGGACAGUUUUUACUCUGGUUUGACACCAACUGAGUUCUUCUUCCAUACCAUGGGUGGAAGAGAAGGUUUGGUUGAUACAGCUGUCAAGACAGCAGAGACAGGUUACAUGCAAAGGAGAUUGGUGAAAUCAUUGGAGGAUCUUUGCUCCCACUACGACAUGACUGUUCGCAACUCAUGCGGGGACAUUGUCCAGUUCUGCUACGGCGCAGACGGCCUCGAUCCAGCUGCCAUGGAGGGGAAAGACUGCACACCAGUGGACUUUGCCCGUGUGCUGGAAUUGACGCGCGCUCGCAUACCAUGCCCAAAUGAAGCCUCCUUGGAUGAACGAACUAUUUUACACCUGAAUCAGGAAAUGCUAGACAGAGAGGAGAUGAGCAAGUGUGGAGAGAGUUUCCGCAGCGCUCUCUCUCACUUUGUGAAAGGCUUUGCAGAAAAAGUGGGGCACACAUGGAAGAAGCAUGGAAUCAAGGGCCAUAAGACAAAGCCUCGAAUAUUGCUCCAGCUGGACAGGCUGACUGUGUCACAACUGCAGAGCUUCUACGACACAUGUCGAGGAAAGUAUCUCAGGGCCGUCAUGGAUCCAGCAACAGCAGUGGGUGCAGUGUGUGCACAAAGUAUAGGAGAACCAGCAACGCAGAUGACGCUUAAGACAUUCCACUUUGCUGGUGUAGCAUCCAUGAACAUCACUCAGGGGGUUCCACGCAUCAAGGAGAUCAUCAACGCCAGUAAGGUUAUCAGUACACCCAUAAUCACAGCUGCACUUCUGAACGACACGGACCCCGAAUAUGCCCGUAGAGUGAAAGGCCGUAUUGAAAAGACCCUCCUGGGUCAGGUGUCGGAAUAUCUAGAGGAAGUGUUCCUUCCAGACGACUGCUUCCUCCUCAUUAAGCUGGAUCUGGACCGCAUCCGUCUCCUGCAAUUGGAGGUGAAUGCGGAGACAGUCCGCUAUUCCAUAGCCACUUCCAAGGUCCGAGUCAAGUCUCAGAACAUCCACGUUGUGGGUGCAGCACUGGUGACUGUCCGUCCGUCCGAGACGUCAAAGACCUCCCUAUAUUAUGCGGUGCAGACGUUAAAGGAACAGUUGCCCCACGUUGUUGUCCGUGGGAUACCGACUACCUCUCGCGCUGUCAUCCACGCAGACGCUGGGCUACUAACACGCUACAGGCUCCUAGUCGAAGGAGAUGGUUUACGAGAAGUGAUGGCAACGUACGGUGUCUGCGGCACAAAAACUACCUCCAAUAACACUGCGGAAGUGGAGAAGACUCUGGGCAUCGAGGCAGCCCGAUCAACGAUCAUCCGCGAAAUCGGGGUCACCAUGGAGAGUCACGGCAUCAGCGUAGACAAGCGCCACCUCAUGCUCCUAGCGGACCUCAUGACCUUUCGUGGGGAAGUACUGGGAAUUACGCGCCAUGGGCUGGCACGCAUGAAAGAAAGUGCCCUCAUGUUGGCAUCUUUUGAACGAACCGCGGAUCACCUCUUUGAUGCCGCCUAUUACGGACAAGUGGAUGACGUUGUGGGCGUCAGCGAAAGUAUCAUCUUAGGUGUGCCAAUGGGUGUAGGAACUGGAUUCUUCCAGGUGUUACAUAAAGUGGAUUGGAGCGUGCCCAAGGCACCGCGAAGUCUCGUGUUUGAUCGGAGCAAUUUUCACAUCAACUUUUCUUCCGUUACGUGACUCAUUACUGUUAUAGGUGUAUUAAAUAAGACUUUGUUUGUU
Molecule: messenger RNA, 4331 nt
Organism: Ornithodoros turicata
Lineage: Eukaryota; Metazoa; Arthropoda; Arachnida; Ixodida; Argasidae
Gene: Polr3A
Product: DNA-directed RNA polymerase III subunit RPC1-like
Exons: 8
Coding region: 123-4289 (1388 amino acids)
Biological process (GO): DNA-templated transcription
Cellular component (GO): RNA polymerase III complex
Molecular function (GO): DNA binding
Source: RefSeq, a predicted model, not a curated record